Messenger RNA from Fragaria vesca subsp. vesca, 786 nucleotides. Its product is annotated as expansin-A23-like. Gene Ontology annotation, biological process: plant-type cell wall organization. The coding region runs from base 1 to 786 and encodes 261 amino acids. NCBI's taxonomy places the organism in Eukaryota, Viridiplantae, Streptophyta, Magnoliopsida, Rosales, Rosaceae. The record is from RefSeq and is a predicted model, not a curated record. Gene Ontology annotation, cellular component: extracellular region. The transcript has 2 exons.
AUGGCUAAGUUUCAUAACUUGUUCACGUUUGCAGUGUUGUUCAUCAGCACUAUUUCGGUGCAUGCCAUUGCCGAGAACUUCCUUUUUGGUCAGGAAAAUGGCGGUUCUUGGGAGGAUGGACACGCAACGUUUUACGGCGACAUGGGCGGAGGAGAAACCAUGCAGGGGGCUUGUGGAUAUGGUGAUCUCUUCCAACAAGGCUAUGGCUUCGAGACUGCAGCUCUAAGCACAGCACUGUUUAACAAAGGACAAACUUGUGGAGCUUGUUUUGAGAUCAUGUGUGUCAAUGAUCCACAAUGGUGCAUACCUAAUGCUGGUACCAUCAGAAUCACUGCAACAAACUUUUGCCCCCCAAACUACGAUCCACAUUUUUAUCCCUGGUGCAACCCCCCAAGAAAACACUUUGACUUGUCCAUGCCUAUGUUCACAAAACUUGCUCCAUUCAAAGCUGGUAUAAUUCCGGUUAAGUUUCGCAGAGUUCCUUGUGCUAAAAGAGGUGGGAUUAAGUUUGAGAUCAAGGGAAAUCCUCAUUGGAUUACUGCAACUCCUAUCAAUGUUGGUGGUGCUGGUGAUGUUACAGCCCUUGCAGUUAAGGGUUCUAAAUCCGGCCAGUGGGUUCCCAUGAGUCGCAAUUGGGGACAAGUUUGGCAGACCUCAGCCAACUUGGUUGGGCAAAGUCUAUCAUUCCAUGUCACUACUAGUGAUCGGAAGAUGGUUGUGCUCUACAAUGUUGCACCAGCAAACUGGCAAUUUGAUCAAACUUAUGAAGGAAAAGCCAAUAUUUAG